AUGGAGUAUCUUCCUAGUCUUCAACAGGAGUUCGAUGAGCAGAAGCCCUCGCUCUUCGAACUCCUGGCAGAGCAACAGCUCUCUGGUCUGAUCCCUCCAUCUUUACGCUAUCUUCUCGCAAUCGCAACACACCGCCACCCGCGCUAUCUCCUCCGGAUCCUCAAUUCAUACGAUGAAGUUUACGCCCUUAUCUCAUUAAUAGUCGAGCGGUACUACUUGCGGACAUUCGGCGGCUCAUUCACAGAGAAUUUUUAUUCAUUGAAACGUGAGCGCGUUCUCCGUAUCAAGAAUGGUGAGAUCCCGCGCGCCCAGGUCGGCGCCGCAGGCCCCGUUCGCGAGGCCCUGAAGCUACACUCAACGGACAUUUGGAAGAACUUGCUCGUCAUAGUUGGCAUUCCCUACCUGAAAUCCAAGCUAGACGAAGGAUACGAUAUCCAUGUAGCGCCGCACGCAUCCCUGGCCUCGAGCACCGGCCCGCGAUAUAACCCCAGCGACGACCUGCCGGCCAAUCCGUCGCUGCGCCAGCGCAUCUUCCACUAUUACAAAUGGUUCCUGCGGAAUGUGUACCCAUCUAUGAAUGCGGCAUACUACUUCUCCAUUCUGGCAUUCAACCUCGCGUACCUCUUCGACAAUACGAAGUACUCAUCCCCAUUCCUGUGGCUCAUCGGUACGCGGAUCCGUCGCCUCGGCGUCGCAGACCACCGCGCCAUAGCUGCAGUCUUAGAACCCAAGCCCGCGCCCGGCGCCGCGCGAUCUCGCCGUCCCGGUGGUGGCCUGCUAGGCCUUCUUAGCCCUCAGAAUCUUCACACUCAGCUUUUGAGCUCGCUGCGCUACUUCCUUCCCGCAUCAAUCUUCGCUCUGAAGUUUUUAGAAUGGUGGCAUGCUAGUGAUUUCUCUCGCCAGCUUGCUCGCAAGGCCACCGAGGUCCUGGACUUACCCGCUCCCGUUGUCGCAGGCCUGACUCCUCCUGCAGAACGACGGCAAUCGUCCAUUCAGGAUGAGAAAGAAAAGGCCAAGAAGCAGGCCGAGAAGAAGAGUCCUGCGGGCGACUUGAAACCAGCACUCAAGUCCCCACGCCGCCAUCAGCCACCCAUCUCUGCUACUUCCUAUCUUCCCAUCUACACAGUGUCAUUGCCUCCGGCUGAUCCCUCGAGCGCAAAUACUUGCCCGGUCUGUAUGGGGCCACUUGUCAACCCGACGGCUUGCCAAACUGGGUAUGUGUUUUGUUAUGUGUGCAUAUUCCACUGGCUUAAUGGUGAGCACCAACGUCAACUUGAUUUCAUGAAUGGCGAGGGCGCUGGUGCACCUUGGGAAGAGGAGAUCACCGGUGAUGACGAAGAGACAAAGAAAGAUGAUUCCGAGGAGAGCCCCCGCAAUCGGUCAGGCAAGUGGGAGAGUGGCAAAGGCAGGUGCCCCGUCACGGGGAGGAGAGUGCUUGGGGGUACUGAAGGAUUGAGGAGAGUCUUGAUAUAA
This is a messenger RNA of Penicillium bovifimosum, 1473 nucleotides long. RefSeq names its product ubiquitin-protein ligase peroxin 12 (gene pex12). Gene Ontology annotation, cellular component: peroxisomal membrane; peroxisomal importomer complex. Lineage: Eukaryota; Fungi; Ascomycota; Eurotiomycetes; Eurotiales; Aspergillaceae. The transcript has 2 exons. Gene Ontology annotation, biological process: protein monoubiquitination; protein import into peroxisome matrix. Gene Ontology annotation, molecular function: zinc ion binding; protein binding; ubiquitin-protein transferase activity. The record is from RefSeq and is a predicted model, not a curated record. Bases 1 to 1473 code for a protein of 490 amino acids.